Messenger RNA from Fundulus heteroclitus (mummichog), 2212 nucleotides. RefSeq names its product dehydrogenase/reductase (SDR family) member 7Cb (gene dhrs7cb). The transcript is spliced from 6 exons. Gene Ontology annotation, molecular function: all-trans-retinol dehydrogenase (NAD+) activity. Lineage: Eukaryota; Metazoa; Chordata; Actinopteri; Cyprinodontiformes; Fundulidae. Gene Ontology annotation, biological process: regulation of release of sequestered calcium ion into cytosol by sarcoplasmic reticulum. Gene Ontology annotation, cellular component: sarcoplasmic reticulum membrane. Bases 1 to 942 code for a protein of 313 amino acids. The record is from RefSeq and is a predicted model, not a curated record.
AUGGGCCUCCCGUCGGUGAUGGUGUUGCCCCUGCUGAUAGUCUUUGCGGCAGGAGUGUACUACAUCUACAACAAAGUCAUGCAGCUCAUGUCCAAGACCUUGGUGUGCAACAAAGUGGUGGUGAUCACUGAUGCUGUGUCAGGCGUGGGGACGGAAUGUGCCCAUCUCUUCCAUAAGGCCGGAGCCAGACUCAUCCUGUGUGGAACCACCUGGGAUAAGCUGGAAUCCCUGUAUGACUCUUUGAUUACAGACUCUGACCCAAAAGAGACAUUCGCCCCUAAGCUGGUGAUCCUGGAUUUCAGUGACAUGGACAGCAUGGAGGAUGUGGUGGCUGAGGUCAUGGAGUGCUACGGCUACGUGGACGUGCUGAUCUGCAACAGCAGCAUGAAGCUGAAGGCCCCCGUUCAGAGCGUCUCUCUGGAGCUGGACAGAAACAUCAUGGACAUCAACUACUUUGGCCCGAGCACCCUCGCCAAAGGUGUUCUCCCGGCAAUGAUGUCGAGAAGAUCAGGACACGUCAUACUGGUCAACAGCAUCCAGGGCAGACUGGCGGUCCCAUUCAGAAGCUCGUAUGCUGCCUCCAAACACGCGGCGCAGGCCUUCUUCGACUGCCUCAGGGCCGAGGUGGAGGAGUACGGGAUUGUCGUCAGCACCAUCAGCCACACCUUCAUCAACGCCCGCCAGCCGCCAUCCGCCGCGGAGCCAGCUCCGAAGCAGAACAUCCUGGCUCAGUACAUCAUCAGCCAGCUCAACCACGGCGUGCGGCCCUCGGUCCUGGCCAAUGAGAUUCUGCAGACGGUGAACAGGAAGAGGAAGGAGGUGCUGCUGGCCCACCCCAUCCCCAGGGUGGCCCUCUACCUCCGCUCCCUCUUUCCUCCCUUUCUCUUCGCCGUGCUGGCGGCCGGAGUGAAGGACUCUGUGUUGGCCGAGCAGAUCCAGUAGAAGAAGAGAGAGGAGCGUACGGGAGAUCAACCGAAGGAUUGUUUGGGGAUGUCAGACUUGAAGGUGGUUGCGCUGAAGGUUUCAUGCUGUUUUCUCUUGCUGCCUGAAAAACUACUGAGUGAAAAACAGCUUGAUUUGGAUGGAUUUUAGAUUAUCUUGCAGAUCAAAUGUUGAACGAUCCAACCCGCGGGUUUGACACGGCACAGCAGGUUAUUUAAUAAAUUAAAGAAUGGGUUAUAGAGACACACAUGUCAUUUUAAGGCAACCAAGAAUGGUUUGAAUAAACUUUAUUGACAGGUCUCUCUUCUUAACAGGUGUCCCUUGUAAAUCAGAAUCCCUGUUUAACCCGGCCACCUGUAUAAACAAGGGUUUCAUAACAAUAAAAACAUUACAGAGUAAUCAAUAUUGGAGUUCAACUGAACAAUUUUUCAUUUAAUUCUGCAAAAACAAUCAGACGUGAAAAGAUGAAGACUUUAUAAUGUUAUAUGUUAUAUGCUAUAAACAGCUUUAUAAUGUCUCAAAGGAUUUUUAGAAACUUUCUAGAACUUACCAGACACUUUCCCCCGAAACCUUAGUUAAACUUAUCAGGUAUUUCUACUUUCAUGAAACAUAUUGGUUACUUUCUCAGAACUAUGAGCUGACUUUUAUAAGGAUUGCGUUUUUUCUUGUACUUACUAAGCACUUUCUGGGGCUUAACACUUUUCCGGAAGUUACUAGAUACUGUUCCCGGGGUUCCCAGGUAACAUCCAGAGUACAUGGGAAGCUCCAGGAAAGUUCUGGAGGGUCUCUGCUGAGUAGCUGUUAAUUUCUUAGAAAGUUUCAUGAAAGUACCUGGUAAAGAUAAAAACUGUUUUGUAAUGUACCUGGCAAGUUAAAGAAACUACCAAGUUCCAAAGAAGUUCCAAAGGUAGUACCUGAUAAGUUCCAGGACAAUUUAGUAAAGUAACAUGUUAAUUCUGAGAGAGUACAGGACAUGUCAUAUAUUCUAAUCAAAGAUCUUACUACAAAGUGUGAGUGUUGAACAUAAUCAAGUAAAUGUUUGACCCAUACACUCUCCAAAGCAAUGCAAUAUAUUUGACUUCACUGUAAUCAUUUUAAAAUAUAAAAAAUCUCGCCUUCUCUUGAAUAUAUGUUAAACGGCUAAAGUUUGUUUCUGAAAUGGAGAAGCACCUGUCUGAUGUUAGAUCAACAUGUAAAAUGGACAACUGGACAUUUUUUAAUUUAUGAUUGUAAAGACAUUUAACUUAAAUAUAAAUUAAUGGUUGAUAUA